Molecule: messenger RNA, 1932 nt
Organism: Nelumbo nucifera (sacred lotus)
Lineage: Eukaryota; Viridiplantae; Streptophyta; Magnoliopsida; Proteales; Nelumbonaceae
Product: Mitochondrial substrate carrier family protein
Biological process (GO): transport
Molecular function (GO): transmembrane transporter activity
Source: RefSeq, a predicted model, not a curated record
UGAGGCUGCACCUGUUCCGGUCCUUAAACGGAGAUUCCAGUCUGAUCUGAUGCUACAAAAUUUGGACAUGUUUCAGAGACUGAUACAAUUAAUUGACUCCUACGGUAACUACAAGUGAUGAAAAUUCUUUAUUCGAGUCUGAUCUGAUGCUUUACUUGAACGAGAGCUCUUCGACUCCAGUUGUUUGAUCAUUCAUUGAAACCGCCGUAUUUUACAUACUUAUGACCUAAAAUGUUUAAAGACUUGGGGACAUAUAAAGAAGGCCCCUCUGCAAAUGCAGGGUUGAAAGUUGAAAUUUCUCCAACACACUAUUGCAUUUGAGGUUCCUGAAAACUUGUACAAUGGAGGAACUUUUGAAGAACCACAUGUUUGCAACUCAUGCCAUUGCUGCAGCUGGUUCGGUAACGUUAGGGACUGCUCUCACUCAUCCACUCGAUACUCUCAAAACUCUAGUUCAGGUUGGUACAGGACCUGGUAAACAGUUGGUUGUAGCUCAAGCACUGGAUAGAUUUCGAUCAGUGUCAGGGAAUUUAGGUUUAUAUAGUGGUUUGCAAUGGUCAACAUUGGGGAGGAUUUCAGGGUUGGGAGCUCGUUUUGGAUCCUAUGAACUUCUGACAGCUUUUUAUAAAGAUGGACGAGAAGAAAAUUAUGUAAAUGUCUCUGAGGCCCUUUUGGCAGGCAUUGCAGCUGGAGCCUUGGAAGCUCUUAUUAGCACUCCAUUUGAACUUUUUAAACUUCGUUCACAGGUGACUGCAGCUUCUCGCUUUCCAACCUCUAGGUUUGUCUCAGAAAAGCAAGUCACUUCUCCAAUGGCAGCAAAAUUAAUUCGUGGAUAUACUCCUGACAAAAGGGCGUGGGACCAAACUGUUGGUCUUUUGUCCACCAUAUCCACCAAACCUUCCCAUAUGGUUGGUGCCCUGAAAGAGUAUCCCUGGAUGCUGACCGGAUCUGGAAGACCACCGCCUGUUUAUGAUGUCCAAAGGCCUUUAGAUAUCAUUUCCCUGGAAGGAUGGGGUGCCUUGUGGAGAGGUCUCAGAUCAGGAGUUGUCCGGAAUUGCAUCUUUGGUGGUGUAUUCUUUUCUAGUUGGCAAUUUUUACAUAUAGCAAUGCUUGACAGGAAGGCAAUUGAAAUGGAUCCUCCACCCAGGUCCAUUGAAGAAAUUGGCCCCGUCUCCCCUUUAACUGCUAGUGUUGCAGCUGGAAUUUCUGGUUCAAUGGCUGCAGCUACUUCUCACUGUUUUGACACUGCAACAAGUCGAUCACAGUGUAUUGUGAUACCCAAGUAUGUUUCCAUGGAGAGGAAAUUUCUGAGGUGGAGACAGCCAGGGUAUUGGAUUGAGAGGGUUUCAGGAAUCCACCCUGCAGAUAGGAGCCUCCUGUUUCGUGGGAUAUGGUUGCGGAUGGCCUGCAGUGGGUUUGCAUCCUUUAUAAUUGUAGGAAGCUAUUUUUUGGCUGUUGAUCAUCUUGUUACGAGGUGAAUGAAUUACUGAACCCAUAUGGCCGCAUGUUUCAGCAGCAGCAAUAGAAGUUGGAUGCUUUUCACAGAUCCAAAAUUUCGUAGGAUUUGGUUGCGGAUGGCCCGCAGUGGGUUUGCGUCCUUUAUAAUUGUAGGAAGCUAUUUUUUGGCUGUUGAUCAUCUUGUUACGAGGUGAAUGAAUUACUGAACCCCUAUGGCCACAUGUUUCAGCAGCAGCAAUAGAAGUUGGAUGCUUUUCACAGAUCCAAAAUUUCAGAUAGGAGUCUCUUACCUAUGGACUGAAGCACAUUGAUCAACAUUAUAAAUUGUGGAAGAGAAAUGCUACGAAUGAAACAUUGUUUUCAUUUUGUGGAUCAUGUACCAUACGCCACUCAGAAAAUGAAACAUUGUUUUCAUUUUCUGAAUAUUUGAACCUAAAGUAUGACAGCAUUACAGAAAAAAGCCAUUAGAGUCAA